This is a messenger RNA of Cajanus cajan (pigeon pea), 1963 nucleotides long. Its product is annotated as UDP-Glycosyltransferase superfamily protein. NCBI's taxonomy places the organism in Eukaryota, Viridiplantae, Streptophyta, Magnoliopsida, Fabales, Fabaceae. Gene Ontology annotation, molecular function: quercetin 3-O-glucosyltransferase activity; quercetin 7-O-glucosyltransferase activity. The record is from RefSeq and is a predicted model, not a curated record.
ACCAAGAAAAGAAAGAGGUAGUCUAGUUUAGCAUGAAAGCCCAUAAGUAGAAGUAGCACUUGAGGCGGUGGCUUACGUAGAGAGUAGAGAGGCAAGGAGGAAACAUGUCUAAUUUGAAUGACACAAGUUUAUUUAAUUAAUUUGUAAUGGUGUUUGUGUUUGAAUAUAAAUAUAAAUAUAAAAUAAUAAAUGAUUAGAAGCACAUGUGCAUAUAUAUAGUAUAUAGUUGGCGUGGGUGGAAACUGGAAAGGAAGGAAAAAAUAGAAGCAAAAGAGAGAUGAAAGAUGAAAGAUGAAGCAAAUGAAGAAGGCAAUAGUGGUGCUGGUUCCUUAUCCGGCACAGGGACAUGUGAGUCCCAUGCAAAAGCUGGCAUGGGGCUUUGUGGGGCAUGGAUUUGAGGCUGUGAUUGUGGUUCCUCAGUUUCUUGAGCGGCAGAUAAGGGUUGAGGUGUCGGGGGAGUGGAAGAAGGAUGAGGUGAAGUGGGUUGGUCUGGCAGAUGGAGUGGAGGCCCAGGAGGAGGAGGGGAGAAGCCCAGAUUUCUUUGGCAUUGAGUCGGCCAUGGAGAAGAGCAUGCCAUCUCAGCUGGAAGGCCUGCUAAGCAAGCUUGGAGAGGAAGGUCACGUGGCUUGCUUGGUCGUUGACUUAUUGGCAUCUUGGGCCUUGCAAGUUGCCGAUUCCUGUGCCAUCCCUUCUGCUGCCUUUUGGCCCGCCAUGUUCGCUUCUUACCUCUUCAUUCAAGCCAUUCCUCACAUGCUCUCCCGUCGCCUCAUUUCUCAUUCCGGACUUCCACAACAUGAGGGAAAAUUUUGCCUUGAACCUGAGUUGCCAGUGAUCUCAACCGAAGAUUUGCCGUGGCUUGUUGGAAACGAUGCCGCAAAGAAAGCAAGGUUCAAAUUUUGGAAAAGAACUUUGGAGAGAUCAAAAAGCCUGAAAUGGCUCCUGGUGAAUUCGUUUCCCGAUGAAAGCAAACUAGAGCAUCCAACUAAAGUAGCAAACAAGUUCAGUUCACAUUCACAGGGUUGUCCACGUGUGUUACCAAUAGGCCCUAUUUGUAUGCAUCGGGUUACAAAAUGUGUGAGCUUUUGGGAGGAAGAUUUGAGCUGCUUAAGGUGGCUGGCAAAGCAGAAGGCUAACUCGGUAGUUUACAUAUCAUUCGGAAGUUGGGUGAGUCCAGUUGGGGAAGCAAAGUUGAAAAGUCUAGCACUCGCACUUGAGGCUUCAGAGAGGCCUUUCCUUUGGGUUUUGAGGUCCACUUGGCGUGAAGGCUUACCACAUGGAUUUUUGGAAAGGGUUGUGAAGAAAGAUCGUGGCAGAAUCGUUUCAUGGGCACCCCAAAAUCAGAUUCUGCAACAUAGCUCUGUGGCAUGCUAUAUCACACACUGUGGUUGGAACUCCAUAUUGGAGGCUUUACAGUUCCAAAAGAAAUUGUUGUGCUACCCUGUGGCAGGGGAUCAGUUUGUGAACUGUGCCUAUGUUGUUCAGGUUUGGAAAGUGGGUUUAAGACUCAAUGAGCUUGAAGCAAAGGACGUUGAAGAAGGACUUGUAAGGGUGAUAGAAGAUAAAGAGAUGGAUACACGGUUAAGGAAAUUGCAUGAAAGAAUUAUGGGGGUGAAAGGCGGUAAUAAUACGACGGGAGCUUUCAUGUUGAAAAUGUUUGUGGAAGAUCUCAAGAAGGGACGUAAGUCUUCUUCAAGACCCUAACUGAAAUAACGAUUACUCCUCGGCUACAGACUUCUAAUGUCUUAUCUUUGUUGGGAACCAGUUUAAGGAUGAACGCACUUUUGUAUAUUAUAAAUUAUAAUAUUCAGAAGGAAUCAACAUUCCAUCUUGUCCUUUGCCUCUGCCACUAGAGUGGCCAUGUCUAGUUCACUUCAAUCCAUGUAUAUUUUUAUUUGGGUUAUAAUAAUGACAAUAGUUCCCCUUUAUGUGUAUUACAAGAAAUUGCAAUUUGUCUCUGUUAGUA